UCUUCGCAGCCCGAGCGCAGCACGCACACACACACACUCACGGACAUACACGGACUGGAGUGUAUCGGCACGGCUGCACACUGUUUCGCCUUAGGAAGAAGAACGCCAAUUGUUUCUUAGCAGAAUAACUUUCUUCCGCCUUGUAUGCUGGACUGAUGCGCUUGAACUGAAGAAGAGGUGUGUCCGGAAGGCCGUUUUGCUGUCGUACGUGUGAGAACGGAGCGGUAACCAUGACAGCAGUGGCUCAGGCCCCGCCCCCCUGUGGCCUCUUCCUCCUCCUCCUCCUGCUGCCCUUCGUCUUGUCCCAGAAUCCUUUGCGUUCCUCUACGCCAGACCUCGACUCAGAGACUCCGCCUUCGGAGGAGUGUAACAGACGGCAACACCCCAUCGUCUCGUUUCCAGCACUGUCUCCAUGGCUGUCGAGUUUCUCAGUUCCAGGAGUGAAUGACUACUCUCAAUUGGCCCUGGACCUCUCCAGAAACCAGCUUAUUGUUGGAGCAAGAAAUCACCUCUUCAGCCUGAGUCUGAGCAAUGUGUCUCUACUGCAGGCGACGGAGUGGGCCGUGGAUGCCGACACCAGGAGGUCGUGCCAAAGCAAAGGCAAGACUGAGGAGGAGUGCCAGAACUACAUCCGCGUGCUUCUGCUCAGCGGCAACAAGGUGUUCACCUGCGGCACCAACGCCUUCACCCCCAUCUGCUCCAGCCGACAGAUAUCUGAUCUCAGUUCGGUUCUGGACACGAUGAACGGAGUGGCGCGCUGCCCGUACGACCCGCGGCACAACUCCACCGCCAUGGUAACGGACCGCGGAGAGCUGUACGCCGCCACCGUCAUCGACUUCUCCGGCCGAGACCCGGUCAUCUACCGUAGCCUCGGCAACAUGCCGCCACUGAGGACCGCCCAGUACAACUCCAAAUGGCUCAACGAGCCCCACUUUGUGUCUGCGUAUGAGGUGGGUCGCUUCACCUACGUGUUCCUGCGCGAGACGGCGGUGGAGUACGACUGCGGCAAGACGGUGUUCUCGCGCGUGGCGCGCGUCUGCCAGAACGACGUGGGCGGCCGCUUCCUAUUGGAGGACACCUGGACCACCUUCAUGAAGGCCCGCCUCAACUGCUCGCGCUCGGGAGACAUCCCCUUCUACUACCACGAGCUGCAGAGCACCUUUUACCUGCCCGAGCAGGACCUCAUCUACGGAGUCUUCACCACCAACGUUAACAGUAUAGCGGCGUCAGCAGUGUGUGCGUUUAACCUGAGUGCGAUCGCUCAGGUGUUUAACGGACCGUUCCGCUAUCAGGAGAAUCCACGCAGCAGCUGGCUGUCCACCCCUAACCCCAGCCCCAACUUCCAGUGUGGUACGGUAGCCGACGGCAACAUGACGGAGCGCAGUCUCCAGGAUGCUCAGCGGCUCUUCCUGAUGGCUGAGGUCAUCCAGCCCGUCGCCACGGAGCCCCUGGUUGCCCAGGACAACGUGCGCUUCUCCAAACUGGUGGUGGACAUCGUGCAGGGACGAGACACACUCUACCACGUCAUGUACAUCGGCACAGAGCACGGCACGGUGAUCAAGGCUCUCUCCACCUCCAAUAAGAGCCUUCAUGGGUGUUACCUGGAGGAGAUGGAGCUCCUCCCCCCUGGGCAGCGGGAGCCAAUCCUGAACCUGCAAAUCCUGCACAGUGAUAGGUCGCUUUUUGUGGGCCUCAACAGUCGUGUUCUCAAGAUUCCACUGGAGAGAUGUUCCAACUACCCCACGAGACAAGCAUGUUUGGGGGCCAGAGAUCCAUACUGUGGUUGGGACCGCCAGCAGAAACGCUGCAGCACCAUAGAGGAGAGCGCCAGCAUGACCCAGUGGACCCAGAACAUCACAGAGUGCCCGACGCGAAACCUCACCCAAGAUGGCGGCUUUGGGCCAUGGGCGCCAUGGCAACCCUGUACCCAUGACGACGGGGAAGGGGCCAACGCAUGUGUGUGCCGCCUCCGUUCCUGCGAUAGUCCCGCCCCCCAGUGUGGAGGCGCCAAGUGUAACGGCCCGACCAUAGAGGUGGCCAACUGCUCCAGGAGCGGAGGCUGGACUCCGUGGUCGCCAUGGACGCAGUGCAGCACCAGCUGUGGGAUGGGCUUCCAGGUGCGCCAGCGCUCCUGCAACAACCCCGCCCCCCGCCACGGAGGACGCGUGUGUGUGGGACAGGCCCGCGAGGAGAGGCUGUGUAACGAUAAGACGGCGUGUCCGGUGGCCGUCUCCUGGACGGCGUGGAACUCCUGGUCCAAGUGCAGCGCAGCGUGCGGAGGAGGCGUCCACUCACGCGUCAGGAGCUGCGAGAACGGCAACAACUGCCCAGGCUGCCCUCUGGAGUACAAGGCGUGUAAUCUGGAGGCGUGUCCGGAGGUGCGUCGGAACACGCCGUGGUCGCCGUGGCUACCGGUGAACGUGACGGCGGGUGGGGCUCGGCAGGAGCAGAGGUGGCGCUACACGUGUCGUUCCUUCCUGCCCAACCCACACGAGCUGCAGCUGGGCAAGCGCAAGACCGAGACCAGGCUCUGCCCCAACGACGGCAUCACGCCCUGCGAGACCGACGCUCUGGUGGAGGACCUGUUGAGGGUGGAGAGACCUCUGCUCCGCCCCCAGGGUGCCACCUGGUCGUCUUGGGAGACGUGGUCCACCUGUUCUAAGGAGUGUGGUAAAGGGUUCCGCACACGUAAGCGGGCAUGUGCCACUCCAGAGGGCAGGAAUGCCCCCUACGCCUGCUCCGGAUCGCCCGUCGAGUACCAGGACUGCAGCCCCCAGCCCUGCCCAGUGAAAGGUGCCUGGUCGUGCUGGUCUUCCUGGUCCGAAUGUUCUGCUUCCUGUGGCGGAGGUCACUACCAGCGCACGCGCACCUGCACUAACCCCGCCCCCAAACACUCCGGAGACAUCUGCAUCGGCCUGCACACCGAGGAGGCCCUGUGUAACACUGAGGAGUGUGAAGGUGGGUGGGGUGUGUGGGCUGAGUGGGCGGAGUGUGAUGAUGACGGGCUGCAGGUGAGGUCACGCACCUGUGCUGUUAGCCCCGCCCCCUGUGUGGGCAACGCCACGGAGCAGAGAGGAUGUCCUCCUCAAGAGAGCACAGUUCUCCAGCCAGGGUCAGACAGGAGCUCACGCUGUGCAGGCUUCUCUCUGUACCACCUGGUGUUGACGGGUGUGGGUGGUUUUGUGGGGGCGGUGCUGCUGUCGCUGGUGGUGUACUUGUACCUCCAGAAGGUGCACCGUCCGUCCCAGGAGAGCGCCGUCAUCCACCCCUCCACCCCCAACCACCUGCCCCCCAACAACGACAAGUACACGCCCAUGGAGUUCAAGACGCUGAAUAAGAGCAGUAUCCUGCCGGAUGAGGGCUGUAACUUCUUCCCGUCUCCCCUGCAGCAGACCAACGUGUACGCCACCACCUACUACCCCACCCCCCUGGGCAAGUACGACUUCUCCCUGGACUCCCCCUGCAGGAACUACAUGCACAGCUGAGAUACUGCCCCCCCUCAACCAUCUAUUACCCCACCCCCCUGGGCAAAUACGACUUCUCCCUGAGAUACUGCCCCCCCUCAACCACCUAUUACCCCACCCCCUUGGGCAAAUACGACUUCUCCCUGAGAUACUGCCCCCCCUCAACCACAUAUUACCCCACCCCUCUGGGCAAAUACGACUUCUCCCUGAGAUACUGCCCCCCCCCUGAACCAUCUAUUGCCCCACCCCUCCUGG
Messenger RNA from Sardina pilchardus (European sardine), 3719 nucleotides. It is a transcript of the gene sema5bb, whose product is annotated as sema domain, seven thrombospondin repeats (type 1 and type 1-like), transmembrane domain (TM) and short cytoplasmic domain, (semaphorin) 5Bb. The record is from RefSeq and is a predicted model, not a curated record. Bases 231 to 3485 code for a protein of 1084 amino acids. NCBI's taxonomy places the organism in Eukaryota, Metazoa, Chordata, Actinopteri, Clupeiformes, Clupeidae. Gene Ontology annotation, biological process: semaphorin-plexin signaling pathway; negative regulation of axon extension involved in axon guidance; positive regulation of cell migration. Gene Ontology annotation, molecular function: chemorepellent activity; semaphorin receptor binding. The transcript is spliced from 22 exons.